AUGGACUCUAUACUACAACAAUUAACCCAGGCCACCACCAAAACACAGGCACACCAGUUGGUUUCCGCGGCGAUCAGCGAUCCUAGAGUGGUGGGGUUCCAGGAGCUUUUCAGCAGUCCAUUGUUGCACGAUCUCCUCGAGUCAGAGCCCAACUCCGAAGACUCAAAGUACUGCAACACCUUGGAAGUGUUCACAUUUGGGGUUUUUGACGACUAUAUGGAACACCGCGAGCUGCUCAUCGAGUUACUGGUGCCGCAGGUCGUGAAGCUUCGCGUCCUCACGCUUCUCUCGGCGUGUGUCUCUAAAACACAAAUCUCAUAUGACGAAUUGACAUCGCUACUUCACGUGGACACGGUAGCCGAAGCCGAGAGUAUCAUAAUAACGGCAAUACAGAAUCAACAUAUUGAUGCCGAGCUAUACAGUGCGGAACAGCACGUCCAAAUUCGCGCUUUUGCGGGCAGAGACGUGAUUCUUCCUCAGCAAUCGUUGCGGAUAGUUGACGCGGAAAAGAAUUCUGUGGCCAGGUUGGAAGACUUGGCGCUGAUUUUAGACAACUGGAGUAGUGUGAACGUGCUGAAGACAAGUGGCUUGGUAGCAGACACCGAGGCUUUGUUGAACGGGAACCAGGAGAGGGUGUAA
Molecule: messenger RNA, 639 nt
Organism: Babjeviella inositovora NRRL Y-12698
Lineage: Eukaryota; Fungi; Ascomycota; Pichiomycetes; Serinales
Exons: 1
Coding region: 1-639 (212 amino acids)
Cellular component (GO): COP9 signalosome
Source: RefSeq, a predicted model, not a curated record